AUGGACGCUCUAGCUGGGCAAGAGCUACGAUGCACAGAGUGCAUCAGUAACGACAUAGCGGUGAUACGAAAGUCCGUGAUAGCCAACGAGGCCAAAAAUAAUCAAAUGAGAGAUCAGAUUGACGAGGUAUUUGAAUUGUGUCGCAUUAUUCAGAAGGCUGGUCCUUCAGCAGUAAUAGAUAAGAAAGAGGAGAGCUCCACAUCGCCCCGGAGAGACCUUCCGCAAGAUUCCAACAUGUAUACCAUCAAACAUCUUGCGUUUCAUCUUCAAAAGCUAGCAAUUCUCAAUGCUAAGCUCAAACAAAGAGACAUGGACCAUUACAGGAAAAUACUAGAGAAGAAGAUCUCAUUGCUCGAAAGUAAGGUCGAAAAGGCUCAGCAGAAUCUAACGAGUCGAAGAGAUCUACUAGACCAAAAGCAAGCCUUCAUUGAGUCUCUGCAUCGGGAGUUGUCAACGAUGUAUAAUGAACGCAUUCUCCGAUAUCAACUGGAGGAUGCAAGAAGGGUCUCCAGACAAGCUUCAAUCCUUCAAUAUGACCACUAUAAAGUUAUACGCCAAGUUGCCUUUCAAAAAUUCGACGCAUGGCUGGCCCAUAAAACAAAUCCAAACGGUCCUCCCAUCAAACUUGACUUCUAUGGCCAAUCGAUAAUACCGUUGGAGUCGUUCCUACUGCACAACAACAAGCUCAUCGCCAUAAACAUAUUCCUAGAGAACAUGAUACGGUUCCAAAUUCUUUUGAAGCAGAUUUUGAAUGAGAAUGGGUCAUCCAUUGAUCUUCCAUUUGUAUCACACCUCGAGCGACAAUUGCCGGAUGAGGGGUUCUAUGCUCAGGUUCAGGAGAAGAUCAACUUUCUUUUGCACGAAUCGGAUAAUCUGGAAUACGCUGAUCAGCCUGAAGAGGUAUUGAAUGGUGUAGACGAUGAGAAAGAAAGGCAUGAUGUACAGAACACUGACAAGAUAGUUGUAAAGGACAAUGUUAUACAGGUACCAUUGUCUUUCAAGACUGCCAACUUCCAGCGAAGAGCAUCAACAAAAUCCAACUCUUUGGAGUCGCCGGUUUCGGCGGAUCAAGUCCGACCGGAGAUGUUUCUGGCAACACCUGAACCGUCCAUACCCGAUUCGAAACAUCCUGGAAGCGAGAAGACAAAGAACAGCGCAAUUCAGGGUAAGAAAAUGGUAAUUGUACCACAUAAGAUUCUUACAAAACCAUUUACUAAACUCACACUUAAGGAAUAUCUAAAGUUUAUUCUGAUAGUCGCCAAGAUAAUAAUCAAUUUUGAGAUGCUUCUGCGACAGACUGUUGACAAAGUACCUCGAACGAAAAGAAAAAAACCCACCAGCAAUUUGCUCAUGAGUACCUAUGGUCAGUCUCGAGCAGAAACCGACCCAGUUCGUGAAACAGAGGCGGCACCACAACUGUUCUAUGACUUCGGCAAAAUAUUGCUGAAGUUUGCAGAAAUGGAUGGGUACUUCAAGUUAGAGAUAGACAGUUUUGCUUAUGCUCCAAGCAAAGCCCAACCAGCCUCAUCUAUAAUUAAAGAGGCAUCUUCUCGGUCCACCAUACCUUCCUCUGCGCCUUUGAUGGAAGCUCAAGAACCAAGUCACCAUGCUUCAAACGCGAGCCUUCGCAGCUCUGAAAGCAGAUCAAGGCUACGAGAAUUCUACAGUAACUUCAUUGACAAGAAUUCCCGAAAGAGUCAAAAUUCUCGCCCAUCAAGAACCUCGUUAGAUAAUCAGGUUUAUGGGGCAGUUAGUGAUGGUUUUCUGGAUACCGACGAGGAUGAAAGCAAAGCCUCCACAGUGGACAGUGAUACACCUUUCAAAACCGGUUCAUCCUACUCUACCCAUACCGAGCCGCUAGAUAUCAAAGAAGUGAUAAAUGCCGUUCACAAUCAAGUUGCAAAUGGAAAGGGUGGCGGGAGAGGGAAUGGGGAAGGUGGUGAUGAGGCAGUGAAGAUUGCUACAAAGAGCAUAAUGAAAAAAACCCAGUCUCAGCUCUCAGACUGGGAUGUAGUGAGUCGUCUUUUUUAA
Messenger RNA from Candidozyma auris, 2031 nucleotides. RefSeq lists its product as uncharacterized. NCBI's taxonomy places the organism in Eukaryota, Fungi, Ascomycota, Pichiomycetes, Serinales, Metschnikowiaceae. The record is from RefSeq and is a predicted model, not a curated record. The coding region runs from base 1 to 2031 and encodes 676 amino acids. The transcript has a single exon.